This is a messenger RNA of Guillardia theta CCMP2712, 1425 nucleotides long. RefSeq lists its product as hypothetical. Gene Ontology annotation, molecular function: protein binding; RNA binding. The transcript is spliced from 14 exons. Bases 1 to 1425 code for a protein of 474 amino acids. The record is from RefSeq and is a predicted model, not a curated record. Lineage: Eukaryota; Cryptophyceae; Pyrenomonadales; Geminigeraceae.
AUGGCUCUGCGAGGCGGGGAAGGUUCAGAGGAGCCUGGCGAAGGAUGGGUCAGGAUUGGGCAGGAGGAUAGCGAAGAAUCAAACGCAGGCAGCCUUGAUGUGCAUGCGGAACAGGGGGAACACGACUCUGUGAACUCCCGCGUCGAUGCCUCCGAGGAGCUCGAGGUCGACGACGACGACGAUGAUGUGGAGGGGAUGGGAGCAUCGAACUCUCUGCCAGCCCAUGGUGGAGACGAUGAGAAUGUUGGCGAAGAAGGGGCUCCCGCUGAGGAUCAGCAGCCAUGGAGGUCAGAGGCUGUGCUCAACUCCUCGAACGUCACCUUGCUGAACGAGAACUUCCUGCUCGCGUCACAACAUGCCCUGCAGGCCGGAGCAGACCUUUAUGCUCGAGAGACUGGCGACUUUGGUCUCGAAAACUGGACGGCACUUCACUUCGCAGCGUCGCGAGGAAAGACAGCGACAUGUGCAAGGCUGGUAGAGUAUGGGCUUGACGCCAACGUCGGAGAUGCAUUCAAUGCUACACCUCUACAUUAUGCUGCCUGCCGGGGGAGAACGUCCACAUGUAACACUCUUGUCAGCUUAGGGUCGAACCUAGAGGCUGUCACAGAACCUGCUAGAUAUACACCGCUGCAUUAUGCUGCCAUGUCCAAGAACAAAGGAACUUGUGUCAGGCUUCUGUGUUUGGGUGCCGAUAUCUUUGCAAAGAACUUCUGGGGGCAAACGCCAAGAGACGUGGCGCUAGAGACAAAGGAUGAAGACACGGCUCGAACGUUAUCCAGGCUAGAAACGAAAAUUGAGCUCGGGCAGUUCCGUGCUGACGACGGUCGGAAGGAGAGGGAGGAGGCUUGGAGGCAGCAGAGAGUAGCCGUGGAGUCGAAGAACAAGAGGCAACACUGCGACAACGACCGCGUGCUUGUGAUUCGAAACCUGCCCUCAAACACCAAGGAGGACGAUCUGAGGGAGCACUUUCACAAGCUGGGCCUCCAGGACCCGAAGCGCAUCAACUUGUGCCUGAAACGGCUCAGCGUUGGUCCCAUGUCUUCUCCUAAGAAGUGCUCCGCGAUCGUCGAAUGCUUCUCAGCGAUGGAAGCAGAUCAGGCAGUGAAAGGGCUCAACUGUACCAUGUUCUCUUCUAGCUUGCAUGCGACUUUAUUCAGAAUCUUUGCAUCACACUACAGACCUUUGCAGCCGGAGGAAAUUCAGGAAAUGGAGGACAAGAGACGGCAAGCAGAAGCAAGUCGCCUUUUCGUGGCUGGUCUCAAUCUGACAACUAGCGCGCAAGAUCUCCGAUCCCUCUUUUCAGCAUAUGGGCAGGUCAAAGAAGUCGCCUUGCUGCAGAAGCCUGGAAUUAGCAAGAGCUUCCCCUCCACGAGACAUGUCGAUGACUCUUUCCAGGUGUGGGUGAAGUCAGAACUGCUAUCGUGA